AAUCCAUAAUUUUGAAUUUUUACCAAAAGUACGUCUAAAUUGUAACGGUUUGUAUUAAAGGUGGUGUCAUGUCCAAACUUAUUCAACAAUUCAGCGACGAUAUCUGUGCGAUGAUGUGAAAAAAAUUAAUACAUUAUAUUCAUCGAGAGUAUAUUUUAUUAACUCGAUGGAUGCCCGUAACGUUGGCCACCAAUAAUAUUAGUGAUUAGUAUUACGGGGAAAGAAGAAUAUAUGGAAAUUAUAUUUGUUAAUGAGCUCCGUUCAAGCCGAAGUUCCGUUCGCAUCGUAUUUCAACAGCAAAUCGUCACGUCUAACGCAAGGAAUUUAUGCUUGCCGACGAAUUUUAUAAAAAAUACAAAUGGUGAAACAGAUUUCUUAAAAUUAUAUACCUUCGAUGGGCGUGUAAUUUAUAUCGCCCGAUGCCAUUUCACACGAAUCAUCCGCCUCGUAAAAGUUCGUCUGUGUACCUAUCGUCUGGUAGUUACACGUAUUUGUCUGUACGCCUACCGACUCGCCGAUCGAAGGGUCCGUUUGGACGGCUAUCGAUUCGCCGACCGAGAAGUCGGUCUGGACACACGUCGAUUCGCCGACCAACGAGUCCGUCUGGACGCCAAUGGACUCGUCGACCGAGGAGUCGGUUUGGAUACCGACGGAACAGACGGUUGUCGACCGUACCGAGCUGCAAUGGCAUUUGUCGAACACAAUGUUACUCAUGGCCGCGGCAAAUUGUCGUUCGUGUUGGUCCGCUGCCGAAAUACUUUUGAUCUGCAGACGAAAUGUUCGCAGUGUUUAUUUCAGACACGUAUCCGACAGAAGGGUAAGGAGGUGUUGCGCAAAACCCGAUCCAUCCCUUCCGCGGCGGAAUCGGAGACAACCGAGGAACCGAAUGGGAAAGAAAAAAAACGCAGUCUUCGAACGUACCGACCGACGACGGGCACGGGAAGAGAAACUCGGCCAGCGUAAAACGCGACCAUCGGUAAAGCAUUUACACGCGCACGACGCACAGUGCACCAUCGUCGUGUUGAGGGCAUUUUUACCACAAGAAAAG
Molecule: messenger RNA, 1048 nt
Organism: Sipha flava (yellow sugarcane aphid)
Lineage: Eukaryota; Metazoa; Arthropoda; Insecta; Hemiptera; Aphididae
Exons: 2
Coding region: 232-963 (243 amino acids)
Source: RefSeq, a predicted model, not a curated record